Molecule: messenger RNA, 1580 nt
Organism: Cucurbita pepo subsp. pepo (vegetable marrow)
Lineage: Eukaryota; Viridiplantae; Streptophyta; Magnoliopsida; Cucurbitales; Cucurbitaceae
Product: actin-7
Source: RefSeq, a predicted model, not a curated record
UUCUCCCCCCUCUUUCUCUUCCUCUUAUUCCUGUCUCUCAUCAGCGCUAGGUCGACUCUCACUACUCUCUCAGCCACACCUUCGUCUUUGGAGGUUGGCUUCUUCUUCCUCCUCCAUUCACAACCUCUCUCUUUAAUCCAAGUUUUUGAAAAAGAUGGCUGAUGCUGAGGAUAUUCAGCCACUUGUUUGUGACAAUGGAACUGGAAUGGUGAAGGCCGGUUUUGCUGGUGAUGAUGCUCCGAGGGCAGUUUUCCCAAGUAUUGUUGGUCGUCCCCGACAUACUGGUGUCAUGGUUGGUAUGGGCCAAAAAGAUGCCUAUGUUGGGGAUGAAGCUCAGUCUAAAAGAGGUAUCCUUACCUUGAAAUAUCCCAUUGAACAUGGUAUUGUCAGUAACUGGGAUGACAUGGAGAAGAUUUGGCAUCACACGUUCUACAAUGAGCUUCGUGUUGCUCCUGAAGAGCACCCCGUGCUUCUGACUGAGGCUCCACUCAACCCAAAGGCUAACAGAGAAAAGAUGACUCAAAUCAUGUUUGAGACAUUCAAUGUGCCUGCCAUGUACGUUGCCAUCCAGGCCGUUCUAUCACUCUAUGCUAGUGGACGUACAACUGGUAUCGUGCUGGAUUCUGGUGAUGGUGUGAGUCACACCGUUCCCAUCUAUGAGGGUUAUGCUCUCCCUCAUGCCAUUCUCCGUUUGGACCUUGCUGGUCGUGAUCUCACUGAUGCACUAAUGAAGAUCCUCACUGAAAGAGGUUACAUGUUUACCACUACUGCCGAACGGGAAAUUGUCCGUGACAUGAAGGAGAAGUUGGCAUAUGUUGCUCUUGACUACGAACAAGAACUCGAGACUGCAAAGAGCAGUUCCUCAAUUGAGAAGAACUACGAACUGCCUGAUGGACAAGUCAUCACCAUUGGAGCUGAGAGAUUCCGUUGCCCAGAAGUCCUAUUCCAGCCAUCUCUCAUCGGUAUGGAAGCUGCAGGAAUCCACGAAACUACCUACAACUCCAUCAUGAAGUGUGAUGUCGAUAUCAGAAAGGACCUUUAUGGAAACAUCGUCCUCAGUGGUGGUUCAACCAUGUUCCCUGGUAUUGCUGACAGGAUGAGCAAGGAAAUCACAGCCCUUGCUCCCAGCAGCAUGAAGAUUAAGGUCGUUGCCCCACCAGAAAGGAAAUACAGUGUCUGGAUUGGAGGGUCUAUUCUUGCAUCUCUAAGCACCUUCCAGCAGAUGUGGAUUUCAAAGGGUGAAUACGACGAGUCGGGUCCAUCCAUUGUCCACAGGAAGUGCUUCUAAGCACGUCAAUCUCUUUGAUGAGACGACGACGACGACGACGACGAAGACGGUGAGUUAUUUCCCUUUAGUUGGCUUUUUUGUGUCAUGUAAUGUUGAACUGAGAUUGGUUGGCGUCAAAGGAGGAAGGGGGGGUCUAUUGAAUUGAAGGAACUGUGUUGGAUUUGUUAUAUCUGAAAGCAUUUGAUCCACUACUAUGAUUCUCCAUUGAUACGGUGGCCUUGUUGUUGGAAGCUCACAAUUGCUGGUGACCCUCCAGGUUUGGGGCCAUUAAAAGAUAUAUUCUGUUCUGUUC